Messenger RNA from Hylaeus anthracinus, 2724 nucleotides. Its product is annotated as transcription factor hamlet-like. NCBI's taxonomy places the organism in Eukaryota, Metazoa, Arthropoda, Insecta, Hymenoptera, Colletidae. The transcript is spliced from 2 exons. The record is from RefSeq and is a predicted model, not a curated record. The coding region runs from base 936 to 2336 and encodes 466 amino acids.
UGAUAUUCCGCUUCGUCCACGAGGCAGCCCGACGGGGGGGAUAUCACACGCCUCGAGAGAGGACCUGGACAAGGAGCAACCAAACGAUCGCCGGACGGUGCUGAGCAACGUGGUUGACUCCUUCCGUUUCUCCGCGCAGACCCGAACAACGAGCAGUCAGGACUCCGCUGUCCUGUCGACACGACACGCGAUCGAUCGGACGCACCGCGGGACAAACGGAUCACGAUCGCCUCCCUCCUGCGGAACAGUGGACGAGGAUACCUCGGUCGCGCGUGCAAAAAGACCGAUCCUGGAUGGAUCGCUGAAGAUUCCUGCGUUUUUCUCGUCGACGACGAUUCGCGCAGGGAGGACCGUCUAGUCAUCCGAAACCAGUUAACGGAGUUAACCAGUCGAGGAAUACCGUCGCGUCGAUUCGGUGAGCCGAUCGAUCCCGGAAACGGCGCCCGCGCGUGAAGAACAUUUCCCGCGUGAGAUCGCAGAGAGCGAGGGACGCGCGUCGCGAUCUGUCGCUCGAACACGUGCUCGCCACGAGGUACCGCUCGCGAGCAGAAUCCACACGCGGAUCCACGAAAGUUCGUCGGAGAUGUUCGAACGGACGUUUCGAUCAGGAUACCUGUAACACACGGUCGAGAGGAUCGAUGAACGAAGAGGAAGAGUGCUCGAGUGUGAGGAUAGUGUGCUGUUGUUGAAACAAGAGUGCUCCUUCCCCUGUUUCUCGUAGAAUCGUGGUGAACUCGCUGAAGUUGCGCGUGAGAAGGAGAGGAGUAAAAGUAAAACGAAGUUCGCGAAGGAACAAUCCAAGUAUCGGGUGGGAAAGUGAGAACCGUUCGCCGCAAGUGCAGCCAGCUACCCCCGGCUUCAAGGUCGUGGAAUGACGCAUAAGGUUACCCCGAGCGACGAGCAGGAGCAAGAACGCGGGUGACAGAGGCGGUGUGAUGAGCGGAUAUCUCGGUAGCGUCACCCUGCCCCCGACGUUGCUGCACGACCCGAAGUAUCCUCCAGCCAUGCGGGAGAAGGACUCGAGUCCAAGGAAAAUGCCGGGCCACAUUAGCCCGAAGCAAGCCAGCAUAUACCCGCUGAGCGUCCGCGUGCCGGACGUCGAAGAGCUGCCCUACGACUUGAGCCACGGACACGGUCGCGGCCUCUCGAGUCCCUCGAAUCAACAGCAGCACCAGCAACAGCCCCACAUGAGUCCCGCGGCCAGACCGCCCCAGCCGCACCACCAGGACGACCUGGAGUGCGAGCCGCUCGAUCUACGCGUCGAUCGCAAAAAGGAGAGACUCAGAGACGAGAAUCAGAACGAGAUAGAGGUGCUCAAUCAGAACAGCCUCGGUAGCGCUCUUCCUUAUCACACGGUACUGUUCCCUCAACACCACGCGGUCCACCCGUUGGUCCUCGAAGCCAUGUACAGGUCGCACCAUCACGGUUCACCGGUCCCGGAACUACCCAAGAUUCAAGUCAGAGCCUUGCCUACCAUGGUACCGUUGCCUCCUAACAGAUUCUCCUCCACGACCUCGACCACCUCGUCUUCCUCCUCUUCGCAGCCCGCGGCGAGAAUACCGAGUCCUGCCAGCGGUCAACAGCAGCAAAGCCAUCCGAGUCAACAACAGCACCAACAGAGCCACCCGAGUCAGCAACAGCAGCAUCAGCAGCAGCAACAGCAACAACAACCACAACAACAACAAACCUCCUCCAGUCUUCCACCCUACUCCAUCAACGUCCAAGCAGGUCUAAAACCCAAGGACAGAUACUCGUGUAAGUUCUGCGGCAAGGUGUUUCCUAGAUCCGCCAACCUGACGCGGCACCUGAGAACGCACACGGGCGAACAACCAUACAAGUGUAAAUACUGCGAGAGGAGCUUCAGCAUCUCUAGCAACCUUCAGCGUCACGUGCGGAAUAUCCACAACAAGGAGAAACCGUUCAAGUGUCCCUUGUGUGAGAGAUGCUUUGGCCAACAGACCAACCUGGACAGACACCUGAAGAAACACGACGCGGACGGGCCGACGAUACUGGACGAGGUCAGGUCGAGGUACCACGGCCAACUUCCCAGGGCGGACGAGUCCUAUUUCGAAGAGAUCCGCAGCUUCAUGGGGAAGAUCACCUCGCAAAGACAGGGGAUACCUUAUUUCUCCGGACUCCUGGGCCACGGACCGGACGACUUCAGGAGCGACAAGCAACAGCUUCAGCUCGAAGAGAAGAGGGGCGACUCUUCGUACUUCAGCGAUCGGGACAAUCUCAGCUCGAGGUCGAGCAGCACCACCAGCAGACCGGAGAGCGUUCAGGAGGAACAAAGGGAGGUCAAUUCCCCACCCCUGUCGCCUGGGAACAACACUUGAGCCCGAAGACACGAUCGCGGGUCCGACGAGUACUCGAAGGACGCGCGAUUAGUUCAGAGGUCGAAGUGUCCCUGGGACGCGCUACGAUUCCAAGGGAUUCAAACCUUGGCGAGUCCGGGGUGAGAGGCCCCAAUCGUCGUUAUCGAUUAACUAGACGCAUAGUUCGGUUAGGCAGGUCCACUUGAACUGCCUUCGGCGGUAAGAUUAGACUUAGGUACGAUUAGUCGUCCUUUGUUCGUUGCGAAGCGAGCUAUUAACACGUUCCGUGCCGCGUGGGGCGUACGCGCCAUGCGUUGAACUUUCCGUUCGAGCCAUUAGAUAUUGUAUUUGUUCAAUUAAUACCUAGAAAAAUAAAUUUAUUGCUUUGUUAUGUAUCUUACAAUGUACA